AUGGCACAAGAGAACAUUGCUGCAAACAAGUUUAACGCCUUGAUAACUUUGCAAAAAAACAACAAAUGUUCGGCCCUAAGCGGUCUUGUGUAUAGCCAUGGUGACUCAGUACAAGAUAUUGAACAAGCAUUAGCUACGAGCACAAUUGAGCACUUAAAGUGUCGCAUUGCCAACAGCAAAUUUGUGGGUUUGAUAAUUGAUGAAACAGUUAGCAUCACAGUUGAAAAAAUACUCAUCAUGUUUCUAAGAAUUGUUAACUAUGGAAAGGCAGAUACUGUUUUUCUCGGCAAUCACACUGUGCAUGACGGCACCGCUAGUACCAUCACAGACAAGAUCAAGGAAGUGUUUCGAGAAUGGAACAUUCCUAUCAACAAAGUCGUUGGUCUUGGCUCCGAUGGUGCUAGCGUGAUGACCGGUCGUAAGUCGGGCGUGGGGGUGAGGUUGACAGACGAGUGUCCGUUCUUAGUGCAUGUGCAUUGUAUCGCACACAGAGUCUCCCUCGCAUCCCACGAUGCCGCCAAGAUGUCAAAGGUUGUCACUGACUUCACUAAAACGUUGAAUGAAAUCUACAAACUCUAUCACUAUUCAGCUGUUCGUUAUGAGCGUCUGCGAGAUUUGUCCCAAGUUCUCAGCGACACAGAAUUCUCUAGCUUAAAACAGCCAUGUAGUGUUCGUUGGUUGUCUUUGGGGCGGGCUGUUAAGUCUACCAAAGACAACCUACCAGCACUAUGUAUGGAAAUUGAAGAAGAGGCAACAGCACGACAAAAUCCUGUAGCAACAGGCCUUCAAAGAAAAAUGAAAACUUUUUCCUUUGUUGCCCUUUGCUACAUGCUAACGGAUGUUCUUCACAUCAUGGACAAGCUGAUCACAGUCUUCCAACGGGAUGAACUCAACCUUGGUUGCAUUCAUCCCGUUGUGAAUGCUUCUAUUGAAUCGUUGAGCGAGCUCCUCACUUCAUCAGGUCCUAGUGAACAAUAUUUCCUUGACAACGUCAGUGAUGGAGUUUUCAGAUCCAUUAAGCUCACGCAUGAUGACCCACGGUCGCGAACUGCCUUCCAGAACACUCGGUCGGGUUUCAUCACAGACCUCUGUUUAUCGUUGAUAGUUUUGUAUUAUGUAACUCUGAUAGUUACAUGUGAAACACAACAGACAAAGAGACUUUUAAAUCUGGACUCCAAGAGAUCGAUAUCAUGUAACAAUUAG
Molecule: messenger RNA, 1203 nt
Organism: Haliotis rubra (blacklip abalone)
Lineage: Eukaryota; Metazoa; Mollusca; Gastropoda; Lepetellida; Haliotidae
Product: E3 SUMO-protein ligase KIAA1586-like
Exons: 1
Coding region: 1-1203 (400 amino acids)
Source: RefSeq, a predicted model, not a curated record